Molecule: messenger RNA, 2231 nt
Organism: Paralichthys olivaceus (Japanese flounder)
Lineage: Eukaryota; Metazoa; Chordata; Actinopteri; Pleuronectiformes; Paralichthyidae
Source: RefSeq, a predicted model, not a curated record
GAAGGAGGAAGAGAGGGAGGAGGAGGACGAGGAGAAGGAGGAGGAAGGAAAAGAGGCAGGGGAGGGAGAAAGCAAAGGAAAAAGGAGGGAGGAGGGGGCAGUGAUGAAGGGAGUGAAAGAGAGGAGUGCCGUGAAGCAAGCAUGAGGUUUUCACUUUCCAUUCUCCCCUCAGCAGCAGUCAGAUGAGUCCUCGCAGAGAUACAAGAGAAGUGCCUUCUUUUGCUGACCCCUGGCUCCGCUGAAGCCACCUCUGUGCCUGGCCAUGUCUGCUGGAGUUGCCAGCCACACCAGGAACCCCGGGAUUGCCGAGCCCUUCCACUGAGCCAGUUUCCACACCAGUGACACCUCCCUCCUUCCCUUCAUGUCCUGCUGCCCGCCAGACCUCUCUCCAUCCAUGUCAGUCAGCCUACUUGUGAGGAAGUCAACCACUCCCACCUCCUUUGCAGACAGAACCUGAUAGCCAAGACAGCUUUUAUCAGCUACUGUGAGCAGAAGAAGAUAGUCCCUCUACUGCAACCCACUCCACCUCAGUCUUUCGUUUCCUCUCUCUCCUCCUUCCCUCUUUCCUCCAGCCCUGCAUCUUUUCAUCAUGGGCCAACUCAAUCGAUAAUGCGUUUUGCCAUUCAUCUCGUCUGACAGCUCAGCCGUGGAGCGAGGCCCGAGAACUGGUGUGCACGAAAGAGAGAGACAGAUUGCAAAGCAAAGCCUGUGGCCGUCACCAGCCCAGGUCCUGGGUGACAGGCGGUGAAGGAUUCCUUUUACAGCCGUGAACAAAAUCGCGAUCGGCUGCAGGUGGUAGGCAAGUCUCCGGCCUCACAGGCUUCACCUUAGAACCAGACCCCAAGGAAAAAAACUCCCAAAACUGGACCCCCCCCCCCCCCAUGUCAUUUACUUAUUCAGACUUCUCUUUUGUCCCAGUAUCAUUAGAAACAUACAGACUUGCACGUAACUGCAUUCGCUGGAUAUCUGUUCCUCUUUAUCGACCCCUUCUGUCUGGUUCAAAAUGGCGGUGAACGUGACGCCAAUCCGAGACACGAAGUGGCUGACUUUAGAGGUCUGUCGGGAAUUUCAGAGAGGAACGUGUUCACGACCGGACAGCGAGUGCAAGUUCGCUCACCCUGCCAAGAGCUGUCAAGUGGAAAACGGCAGAGUCAUUGCCUGUUUUGACUCACUCAAGGGCCGCUGUUCCAGGGAGAACUGUAAGUACCUCCAUCCUCCUCCUCACCUAAAGACCCAGCUGGAGAUCAAUGGAAGGAACAACCUCAUCCAGCAGAAAAACAUGGUGAUGCUGGCCCAGCAGAUGCAGCUCGCGAAUGCAAUGAUGCCCGGUACACAGCUACAGCCAGUGCCCAUGUUUUCAGUCACACCCAGCCUUGCAACCAACGCCAAUGCUGCGGCGUUUAACCCCUACCUUGGCCCUGUGUCGCCCGGCCUGAUACCUGCUGACAUCUUGCCCAGCGCUCCUGUACUGGUCACCAGCAACCACAGCGUCCCUGUUGCUGCUGCCGCUGCCGCACAGAAGCUCAUGAGAACAGACAGACUGGAGGUGUGUCGUGAAUACCAGCGGGGUAACUGUACACGUGGGGAGAAUGACUGCCGCUUUGCCCACCCGUCAGACAGCACGAUGAUCGACACCAACGACAACACAGUCACUGUGUGCAUGGACUACAUAAAGGGCCGCUGCACGAGGGAGAAGUGCAAGUACUUCCACCCUCCAGCUCACCUGCAGGCCAAGAUUAAAGCUGCCCAACACCAAGUCAACCAGGCUGCGGCUGCUGCAGCCAUGGUACGUAUCUGUCCACAGAUUACACAAUGAGGCAGGACUCAAACAAAGGGACAUUCUAAAGUAUCAUAGCAUCCUCAGACCUAUGCAGCUACAGGAAUUAAUGCCAGUCAAAAACUAUAGGCUCUAUAUAAACAUGGACGAGACAUCUCUACCACCUCCCACAAUCCAGAAAUGAAGCCAAACUAUCCUGUAUGAGAACCCUGCCAUCUUGAGCAUAUGGAGCUAGAGCCUGAUAGUAGCUAUCAGGGCAGGCAGCCGAGUCAGUCCCAGCCAUUAAACAUGACAUUUCACCUCUUUUUUAUUGCAUCAAAAAUGUAUGAAAACCAACUCGAUCAAGCAUCAUUGUGAUAAGAGUUACCUGAAAUUUAUUUGACAUUAAUUUUGACUUUUUAGUGUGGUGUACGUCCUCUCUGCAGGAGACAGGACUUAUGACCUAUACUGCAGU